AUGCGCUUCAUUCUAUUGCUCCUUGCGCUGGUUACGGUAGCGGCUGGCUGUCUGCAUGGGAUGUGCAACACAGCUGAACCGUGGCGGCUUGCUGACGAUUCGAAAACGAUCCUGUUGCCGGGUUGCCGUUCGUCGGGUGAUUGUGGUCCCGGUGAAAGCUGCCGCUUCUUCAAAGGCCGUGGCCGAUGCUCUGCUGCUCGGAAACUUGACUGCAAUAAA
Mesorhabditis spiculigera is the source of this 219-nucleotide messenger RNA. The record is from the annotation of a GenBank genome assembly. NCBI's taxonomy places the organism in Eukaryota, Metazoa, Nematoda, Chromadorea, Rhabditida, Rhabditidae.